Messenger RNA from Haliotis rubra (blacklip abalone), 794 nucleotides. RefSeq names its product UPF0545 protein C22orf39 homolog. The coding region runs from base 10 to 465 and encodes 151 amino acids. The record is from RefSeq and is a predicted model, not a curated record. Lineage: Eukaryota; Metazoa; Mollusca; Gastropoda; Lepetellida; Haliotidae. The transcript is spliced from 4 exons.
GUAAACAAAAUGUCAGCUUCCAAAGAAGGCACGGGGUUUUGGGAUAAGCCGUUGCCAAAAGAUAUAUGGCUGCUGAGACCUUGUGAGCUCUACAAAGAAGAAUAUUCGGACUGUGAGAGUGUAGGUGGGAGGUUCCACCAGUACUACAUACAUGGUACGAAGCAGGACUGUCAGAAAUGGAAGCAGGAUUAUGAGAACUGUAUGGCGUUUCGCCAGGCUCCAUCAGAAGAAGUUGUGGAGAAGAUUCUGCAGCAUGAGCGUGAGAGGCGUGAGGAGAGACUGUCGAAUGCCCGUGGCAAUGAUGUGUGGGAGUACAGGAAGGAAGCACCUCCGGACUGGAAUGCUCCAGUCAUUAGGACUCCACAGCCUGGCCAGACCACCAUUCUAGGCAAAAUACAGGAAACACACGCAUCACAAGGAACACUAUCACAAACUGAAAAACAGAGCAUGUGCGUUGUGUCAUGAUGGAAAUGAUUCCGCAGAAAUUAGUUACCAUGGCAACCGGAAACGACUGUUUAGCAUUGUGACCUGUGGCAAAUGGUUAUCAUGAUUGCAAGAUGAACAUUGUUGCCAUGGAUACAGCUGUUGACUGAAAAUUCAUACAGAUUACGAUAGCAGAUGAUGGUUACCUUGGCAAUCUUGCAGAGAUGGAACAAUCACCAUGGUAACAAAAUUAAACAAUACCACCAUUUUAUGUUUCUUGAUGGAAAUGAAUGAUGAAAUAGCAUGUCAGUAGGUUGUGUGUGAUGUGUGGCUUUAACCCAGGGUUUAUGUAAUAAACAUAUUUAUAAUAA